Xenopus laevis (African clawed frog) is the source of this 673-nucleotide messenger RNA. It is a transcript of the gene gkn1.L, whose product is annotated as gastrokine 1 L homeolog. The record is from RefSeq and is a predicted model, not a curated record. NCBI's taxonomy places the organism in Eukaryota, Metazoa, Chordata, Amphibia, Anura, Pipidae. The transcript has 6 exons. The coding region runs from base 61 to 564 and encodes 167 amino acids.
CAUUAGGGAAAUACUUCAUUGCCUUUUUCUGUCCCAGGAGGCACUGACAAGACAAGCACUAUGAAGUUCUUGAUUGUAGCUGCCCUGGUGGCUCUCUCUCUCGCAAAUGAUAACAUCAAGAUCGAUAACUCUGGCAAUGAAGGAGGCAGCGUUUCUCAGAAUGUCAAUAUAAACAAUCAAAACAACAUUGCCACGGUCAACAGUCUUGAUGGAUGGAAAUCCUGGGAUUCCAUUUGCGAUUAUGGAAGAGGAUUUGCAGCAACCCGGUUGUUUCAGAAGAAAAUCUGUGUUGUCACCAAAAUCAACAAGGAUUCCUUCCCCAGCCUGGCCCAGCUGAGUGCUAUUGCCAAGGAUAAAAAGAAGCCAUCCAACGACAACCUGAGGAGCUAUACAGUCAACCAGAGAGAAAUUGCUAACAUUGGAGAAUAUGGGCAGCACAUUGAAUCUCUGUGCAAAGGACUUCCUACUUACACUGCUCAGGAGAUACCCGUUAAUGAGGAAGGCUUUGGCCUAUGUGAAUCUUCCAGCAUCAUCACAAUUUUGGGAAUUAGUUUCUGUUUUUAAACAAAGGACACCACUCCAUGGUUGGACAGUGUCUCCUCUGGAAUUUCUUUCCUGUGGAUCUUUCUUCUCUCAGUUAUGCCUAAUAAAAAUAAUAUUAAUAAAAAAAACA